This is a messenger RNA of Paramisgurnus dabryanus, 798 nucleotides long. NCBI's taxonomy places the organism in Eukaryota, Metazoa, Chordata, Actinopteri, Cypriniformes, Cobitidae. The record is from RefSeq and is a predicted model, not a curated record.
AUAGUAGCAGAUAUUGUUAAUGAGUUACAGUUGCCAGUGUGCCUUGCGCGCUCAGUAAUCGGAUCACACCUUGUUGCGGUGUUUAGUGUUGUCCACCAAACUCAACAGGCGCCGCGCUUCAUUUGGCACUUUUCUCGUAUUUAAAAAACUUGUUUCUUACAUAAAGCAAACUAUUGGCUCUUUCUGACUGAAUUCAACGCAUUAAGAUUUUACCAAGGAAUAAAGAAAUUUGCAGAUCGGUGAAGACAGGUAGAAGUUGAAUGCCUCCAUCUAUAGGCUAAAUGUAUAAUAUGCCACCGAGACUUGAAACGAAUGCUGAUACGAAGACUAGAAACCUGCAAGAAACCAACAGCCGAAAAACCGACAGUCAGAACAAAAUAUACAGGUCACCGAAAAAUAAGGGCACCAAGCUGCCCAUCUGCCCAACCCAAGACAACGGAGAGGACAAGCCAAAACAUGAAACCGUCUGAGACAAAAUCAACUGCAACUAUUGCACUGAAGGAACAACAAAAAACAAAAACAUAUGCUCGUGCGCUUUGUAAAACGAAUAGUCAAAAAGCAUUUACUGUCUUCGCACCAAACCCUAGGAAAAGACAAGAAAUUCAGCAAACGGCAGCGGCAGAAUUGGCGGCCCUGGAGAGUCGAGCCAUGGGUUACAUUUCCAUCUCUAGCACUGUGGGUGGAUGUUCAACUCUGGAGGAGGUCAGGGCAAAACAACAACAAGAAAUGCAAAUCAAGAGGAGACAAAAACAGGUUAAAAAACAUAUUUUACAACCUUCUCCACCUGUUCAAGAAUAA